Messenger RNA from Copidosoma floridanum, 3278 nucleotides. RefSeq names its product G protein-coupled receptor Mth2. Gene Ontology annotation, cellular component: plasma membrane. The record is from RefSeq and is a predicted model, not a curated record. Gene Ontology annotation, molecular function: G protein-coupled peptide receptor activity. Gene Ontology annotation, biological process: G protein-coupled receptor signaling pathway; cell surface receptor signaling pathway. NCBI's taxonomy places the organism in Eukaryota, Metazoa, Arthropoda, Insecta, Hymenoptera, Encyrtidae.
UAUCUGCACCCCUCCUUUUUUACAAAAACGCGUCGGGUUUUAUUUAUAAAUCACAUUGUUCGACGAGUAGCUAUAUGUUGUGAAUUUUGUUAACGUAAGGAAAAAAAAAAACUUCAGCGUGCAGCAUUUGUAUGUUGUCGGUCGCUCGACGAGAGCUGGGAAAAAGAAACAGAGUUGUCAGAGAUACCGCAACAAAUAAUAGUACGGGCAAAAGUGGAAUUCCCCCGAAAAAAUAGCUCUGCACGAGAAAAGAAUACCAUCAUCGUCGUCUUCGUUGUCCAAGAGGAAACAAUAAACCGUGGAUGCAUGGUAGCAUAGCGUCGUAACCCGCGCGGGACGAUGGGAUUCGGGUUACUGUUUCUAGUCGGGCUGGCUUUCGUUGUCUGCGCCGCCUCGUCACUUUUGUACCGAGACCGCAUUGACAAGUGCUGUGGCUCAGAAGACGUGCUCGUUCUCAAUGACACUGGUUACCUACAGUGCGUACAAACGGCCGAAGGACAUCAGGUGCAGGCGCUGCCCGACAUUCGGCACGACGAGGACACAAAGGGCGUACUGCCCAAGUGUAACAAAUCGAGCUACCUCGAGCUGUGGGAAUAUUACAACGAGGCCGAUGACUCUGCUAACGACGACGACAACAGCAACGCCUGCCUGGACGUAUUUUUCGACGAAAAGUCCCACCAAGAUUUCCCGGUGGUGAUCCGCUGCAGUCCCAUCGCCAUCGAAAUGACGGAGCCUGUGCCAUCGCAACCCGCGCCACAGCUCUUGAAUUUGCGUAAAUGCUGCCCAGAUGACGGCUACUAUUACGACUUUGACAAAAAGUUCUGCGUUAAACGGACCGAGGUGCUCUUUGGACGCUGGAACCUCAGUGGAAUCGAUUUUAUCAAUGCCCAACGGGGACCGCCCACCUGCGAGCACGCGCUCGUCGACUUCAGGGUCCCGUUGAACAACGUUUACUACACCUCCACUGAUACCAUGGUAAAAUGGGCAUUGUAUCCACCGUUCGAGGGGAGCUUGCGUACUUUGAACAAAUGCAAUUUUCAGAUCGCGAUUCCGGGGAACGGCUACGGCAGGAGAAACGUCACCGUCGACGAGACGAGCGCGUGCUUGGACGUCGACGCGUCCCCGGAUCACAUCGUAGCGAGGAUUUGUCGAGGUUUAGAUUACUGCAAAGCCAAUCCUUGCGUCAGAAAGUGCUGCUUGAAUAGCAAAGUUGACGAUACCAUGUGUAUGGACAAUUUCGAUACCGGGAACAUUGAGAACUUUCGUACCUCGGUAGCCCGCGCUGUGGAGAGAAGCAACGCCACGCCUGCCCGUGAUACUCAAAGUUUGUGUUGUAAAUACUACGGCCUAUUGUUUGGAAAGCCGUGCAAGAAUAUGUACGCCGUUACCGAGGAAGAAGUUUGGGAAAUCGGACCGAUGGGGGAGAUCCUGGUGCGGAAUCCAGUGACUCAGAUCUAUGGUCACGCCAACUCUUGUCUGGAAUUUUUUAAUAGCAAUGGGACUUUUAUCGACGCCGGCUUGCAGCCUUUCGUCUGUUUUGAAUACGACGACCAUAGGGAUCGAUCCUACGCCGUGACAACGACUUUACAGUUGAUCAGUUGUUUCUUUGCUCUCGCAACUCUGUUGGUGUACAUGUGGCUGCCCUCUUUACAAAAUCUACACGGCAAAACAAUCAUGUGCCACGUGGCGAGUUUAUUUUUCGCUUACGCCUGUCUGGCGUUCAUCACCAUCACGACAAAUAAUAUACUCGACGAUCUGAACUCUGAACUCGCUGACAUUAGUUGUUUGUAUUUAGGCUACGUCAUGCUGUUUUGGUUCUAUGCGACUUUCUUGUGGCUCAACGUCAUGUGCUUUGAUAUCUGGUGGACGUUCGGGGGCCUGCACAGAGCAGCAAAUCCGACGAGUAAGAGGGCGCAACAGAGAAACAGGUUCCUGAUCUACUGCCUCUACUCCUGGGGCGUUAGCCUUCUCCUGACUGGACUCACCGUUGCCGUGGACAGACUGGGCCUCUUGCCCUCCAACUUUGGACGCGAGAGGUGUUGGUUCGACAAGAGCACGGUGCUAGAGGUGGUGGUUUUCAUCACCCCGGUGAGUAUAACGCUCCUCGUCAACACGGCGCUGUUUACCACGACGGCGCGCCGCUGCAGUAAAGUCAAGGCGGAAAUCAAACGAGUCACUGCUAACGAGAGGGACCCUAAAGCGCGAAGAUUCCAUUCCGACAGAACGAGGUUGAUAAUGAACUUCAAGCUAUUCAUCGUGAUGGGAAUCCCAUGGCUGCUGGAUAACGCGACAUCCUACCCUAACCACUACAACAUGAUGCCAUGGUGGCUGAACCAAGUGGCCUUUGCGUCGGACGUGGUGAAUUCACUGCAGGGCCUCUGGAUCUUCAUCCUAUUGGUUCUCAAGCCAAAGGUAUACCGGGCGCUCCAGAAACGCUUUGGCAACCCACAAAAUAAACGCGGCAACAUGACUCUGACCGUCACUACCUCGAACCCUCGGAAGAGCUUAAGCAGCAGUAGCACCCUCAACUUUAGGCUCAGCUCUAGCUCUUGAUACACACUUGGUUACACCGUGCGCGCGUAAUGAUAACGCCCUCCCUGUAGGUAGGCCAACUCCAUUACAGACAGCUUCGUAUGCGAUUUCUACAUCAUAAUUUUUUAUAUAAUUAUAUACGCAAAAGGCGAAGUGAGCAUUCACGCGGACAUCAAUAGAAGGAUCGUUCCUCAAACUUUUGCUUUGACGUCGAAACCAAAACGAAACGAAGAAUUUAAUGGAAAUGGAGACUAAUUGAUUUGUCUUUACUGCAUUUAUUUAUUUAUUUAGUUUUAUUAUGGUAAACAGGCAUUGGUGUGAUGAAACAAUUGUAUUCAUUGCUGUGACGCUUAAGAAAUAUAUACCUGUACUCAAUGUAUAUACAUAUUGUUAUGUCGUUAAUUAUUGUUGUAUUGAUGUAUCUUAAAAUUGUAAAUGCUAAGGGCAAAUAUAUAAAUUUCAAGCAUGAAUUAAUGAUUGAAAAAUAUUAAGGCAAUACGUUUGCUUUAAAGGCAGAAUAAUUUUUAUUUCGACCAAACGUCAUAGCGAAUUUUUCAACUUUCAAAAUCGGAUUUUGUACUGACUUAUGUAUGUGUAUAUGUAUGUUUCGCCCGGAUUAAGUUUAAUUGCUCCCAAUUUAUUUCAAAGUAUCUCGACUCUAAACUUUUGUUCGCCAGAACUAGAGAAAUUUUUUUUUCCACGCUCCAAUGCAACUUAUCAUUUUUACUUUUGAAGUCGAUGGAUUU